AUGGAGACAUUUAAUAAACAAUUCGAAGAUAAUGAUGUUCAAGAAAGCGAAUGGAUCGAAACAUUAAAGCAAUUUAAUAAAGAGAAUGCAGAUAAAAGGAUAUUUACAGAUAGAGUAUCAGCUGAAACCAAAUUUAAAUUUACAAAUAAUUUAUUCUUUUAUUUAAAAACAGAAUUUAAUCCAUCAGUCUCAAACAAACCAUCUGAUGAAUCUAAAACUCAAGUUUUAACAGCAUUAAGAAUUUCAUUAAGAGAGUUAUUAGAAGAAGAAAAAGAUAUCAUUAGAAAGGAAUUAUAUUUAUUUAUUAAAUUAGGUAAUAUUGGAGAAGAGGAAAAAACCAAUAUGUACAGUAAUUCAGUUAGGGAAGAGGCAUUAAAGUGCAUUGUCAAUUGUAUUAGUAGAGACCCAAGUAUUCAAAAAAUAUUUUUAGAGGAUUUAAAGGGACCAUAUUUAUUAACCAAGGAAGUCAAAAACCACUCUAAAGAAACACCAGAUUCAGUUUUAGAUGUAAUCUACAAGAUUUUAGUUCAUUGUUGUUCAAAACCAGAAGUCAAGGCUAAGCUUAGACCAGAGGGAUUAUUGGAAUAUGUCACAGAGGCACUUAUAACCAGAGUAGCUGAUACACAAAAAUAUGAAAGCUCACCAGAGCUUGUAUCAGAUCUUUGCAGAUUAUUGUUCACUCUCACCAUCCACUUAGGUCCAUUGGAAGGUGGCAAGCCAACUCCAGCUAACCAUUUAGAAAUUGAAGGUUUUAGAAAAUUAUUACCAACCUUUAAGAGAAUUAUGGUUACAAAUACUCCAGAGACAACCCAUCCAUUUUUUGCCGUCAAAACCGCUUUACUCUCUGCUCUCAUUAAUACACCAAGAGAUCUCUAUGAUGAAUUAAUCGACGAAAUUGGUUUACACAUUUUCCAAGAUAUCUUUAAAAAGCAACUCUACCUUUUAGACUCUCCAGAAACCGCUGCUCAAUUUUUACCAAUCUUAAUGUUAUUAACCAGCACCGCCGAGAAUGUACCAUCAACCCGUGACGAAUUAAAAGCUAUGACAUUCCCAUACGAUUUAAUUAAAGAUAGUGAUGAACCAUUAUCAGUUGGUAUCGAGCCACCAGAAGAAGUUAAGACUACAGGUGUUAGUUCAAAAUUAAUUCCAUUCAUGACCGGAAAUGAUAUCGGUUUAAAACAUUUUGUCAGCGAAUAUUUCUUUAUGAUUUGCGAUGAAGAUGCAAAUGAAGUUUGUAGAUUGACCGGUUUUGGAAAUGCUGCAGGUUUACUUGUCACCAGAGGCUUAAUGAGCUUAGGAGGUGGCGGUAAAUAA
Messenger RNA from Dictyostelium purpureum, 1314 nucleotides. RefSeq lists its product as uncharacterized. The record is from RefSeq and is a predicted model, not a curated record. NCBI's taxonomy places the organism in Eukaryota, Evosea, Eumycetozoa, Dictyosteliales, Dictyosteliaceae. Gene Ontology annotation, molecular function: guanyl-nucleotide exchange factor activity; G-protein alpha-subunit binding. Gene Ontology annotation, cellular component: cytoplasm. The transcript is spliced from 3 exons. Bases 1 to 1314 code for a protein of 437 amino acids. Gene Ontology annotation, biological process: G protein-coupled receptor signaling pathway.